Messenger RNA from Letharia columbiana, 642 nucleotides. RefSeq lists its product as uncharacterized. The transcript has 2 exons. Lineage: Eukaryota; Fungi; Ascomycota; Lecanoromycetes; Lecanorales; Parmeliaceae. The record is from RefSeq and is a predicted model, not a curated record. Bases 1 to 642 code for a protein of 213 amino acids.
AUGGAUCCAUUUUCCUUAGCUGUAGGGCUCUCGGGUUUGGUGGCAUUGACAGCUCAGACAUUGAAGUUGACCCAGCAAUAUCUUCAUGGGGUGAAGCACGCCAGCGAGGCUGCCGAUGCACUUGGAGCUGAACUUCAGCUUCUCCACGACACCCUCUGCCGUCUUGAUGGAUUUCUCCGUAGCGACGGUGCCCAGAGGCAGUCGUUCGAUGAAGCCUCGGUGCUAGUAUCCAGCACAGGUGCCUGCAGGACUAAGCUGGAAGUACUGCAUAAGAAGUUAGAUGGUGCUGCAAAGAGUCGCUUGAACCGAGCCUUGUGGCCUCUGAACGAAAAGGAACACCGCCAGUCAGUGCAAGAGUUAAGGGCGGUUGCCCAAUGUAUCCACUUUGCCAUGACAAUCGAUGAGUGUGCGCUACUUUCAAAAACAUCCGAGGAUGUCAUUGAAGUCUUACGAAAGCACUUGGAGACUUUCCAAACCUUGACGGAUAUUAGCCAUAGCACAGCAUCGCUCGAGCUUUCGGUCAAAGGUAAUCUGCCACAAUUCGACGGUGGUUUUCCCCGAAGUGAAGACAUCGUCUCGGGCCCGUGCAUCUCUUCAACGCUUGUCUUUCGACUGUGGCUCGUUCAUACUGCGGCUGUUUAA